AUGUCCAACAACUUAAGAGGAUGGGAGUCUGAAAUAAACUUAAGAAAAAAUCAAACAAAGAAUUGCAAAGUUCUUGCAUCAGCUGAAGCCGAGCAAGUUCCAACCUUUGAAAAUACGUACAUCGAAUUAAUAAGAAUGAUACAAACAAUUAUUAUCGAUGAAAAAAAUUUAACAUCUACACGAUCUUGUAACAGCGGGUGUAACCUUGAACGAAUUGCAAAUGACAUUAGCAACGAGACAGAGUGUCAAGAAUUUCUCGAUUGUAAAGAAUUGUCUGCGUAUUAUUAUGUCUUUGAAAUGGACAAUGAUGUCAGACGUUACGAGUGGUUUGAAGACUCCUAUGGACAUACUUAUGGCAACAAAAAUGAUGACACUUGUCACGGGAAUGUGAAACUUUUAUCUAGUUACUUUGAAGGACCUUUCUUGGACUAUUGUGUUUAUUGUGUAUGCACUUGUAAAAGUAAGCCAAAACGUGCACUAAAUAUAUUACAAGCAGAAGUUUUACCGCAUGGAAAAACCAUUAAUGCAACAUGGAAACCGGUUGAAAAUUUUUAUUACAACGAGACAAUUAAAAACUAUUACAUCAUCAAUGACGAUAAGUCAUCGAUUGAAUUACGUUCGGGAAUCGAUUACGGAGAAGCGAACAUCAUGAAUUUAAAUGAUGUGAUGUGUUCCAAAGAUGAAGUGGUUACAGGCGUUAGAAUGAGAUUUGCUAGAGACUCGUUGGAUACAUCGAAUUCAACCGAAGCUGCCAUGGAGCUACAAAUUCAAACUACUCGAUUAGAUUUCAAUACAGGGAAACUUAUGGUCGAUAUCGAUGAACCUCAUUAUUUGGAUAACUCCGAAAAAUCAAUUGAUCAAGUUUGUAUUUUUCUCAUUGAAUUUGUACUCCGCAAUCGAGGAAAUCCCAGGAAUUCACCAGAAACUGAUUUUGUACUAACAACUAAUAAAUCUGUCAAGUUUUAUAGAUCCGAUCUCAAGAAAGAUGCCGGUCAGACAACAGUCCCUUUCUUUGACAGUCGCGAAGUAUUAUUUGAUGAAGGUUUUCCUCUUGAGGGCAUAGGUCUUUUCCAUCGUAGUGACAAAGAAUCCGGUGGAUCUUUUGCUCUCAGAAUUUUUGAUUUUAAUAUGUUCUAA
Cotesia congregata is the source of this 1137-nucleotide messenger RNA. NCBI's taxonomy places the organism in Eukaryota, Metazoa, Arthropoda, Insecta, Hymenoptera, Braconidae. The record is from the annotation of a GenBank genome assembly.